CCUACUCCGGCGAGAGCCCAGAGCUGCCGACUGCGCAUGCCCACACCGAGAGAGGGCGGGGUCGCGAGCAACUGUGUCAGGGAAGGGGUCCAAGCUUGGUCUCUGGAAAGCGGGCUGGAUUGAGAUUGGGGACCCAGGAGCCAUACCUCCUCAUGUAUCGCCCUUUACUGCUUGCUUUGGAGGACGGAGGUGCCCAGUCCUAUGAAGAACAACACUCCCGUCGCUGGCAGGGGCUGGGAGUCAUGAUCCUUUAUCCUCUAUUAAUAGACGAGGUUCUAAGCCCCUCACUUGCUUGGAUGUAGAAUGACACAACCCCUCACCCCUUUAUUUUUUUUUUACCUGGGCCUCAGUUUUCCCCAUCGGUAAAAUAGAGGGUUAGAUAUGCGAAGCGCUAUUAUUCCCAACUGCAACGGGGGGUGGGGUGGGUGAGAAGGAGGGAGAGACAAGGGACCUACACGUGACCUCCCGCGCGGGCCCCGCCUAUCCCUUGUCCAGGGGAUGGAAGCAUCCCGCGGGGACGAGCGGGCGGGAUGAGUGGAUCCUAAGAAGCACGACUCAGCCAUCCUGGGCAGCGGCUAAAGCGGAGCGCGCCGCUCGCGGGUUAGUCCUAAAGACGGUACCCGAGGAUGGGGACCACAACCCGGGCUUCGCAGGGGGCCGCCGUGGAGGCCAGGGCAGGACAGAGACUCAGCGUGUGACCUGAGCGUAUCUGGGAGGAUGGACGAGGAGACCGGAGGCAGCUAAUGCGCCGGGCGGCGCACAUCGCGAGUCCCUAUCUGGCUCCGUCGACAGCACUGCAGCACGGAGCGGGUCUGGGGCCAUGAGGAAGGUGCCGGCGGCCCGAUCCGGAGCCGCAGGGGGGAUUGGCCGUUUGGCUGGGCGGAGGGCCUGAGGCCGGGAGGGGCGCAGGCUGUCAAGUCGCGCCGGAGCGCACCGCUAUGGCGAGGGAGGAGUGCAAGGCGCUGCUGGACGCGCUCAACAAGGUGACCGCGUGCUACCACCACCUGGUGCUUACUAUCGGGGGCUCGGCGGACUCGCAGAACCUGCGGGAGGAGCUGCAGAGGACGCGCCAGAAGGCGCAGGAGCUGGCGGCGGCCACCGGCGCGCCGCUGACGACCGCGCUGCGAGACAAGGGCCUGCGCGCGGAGGAACGCGCCGAGUUCGAACGCCUGUGGGUGGCCUUCUCCGGCUGCCUCGACCUGCUGGAGGCGGACAUGCGGCGCGCGCUGGCGCUGGGCGCCGCGUUCCCCCUGCGCGCGCCGCGGCGGCCGCUGGUGCGCACCGGCGUGGCGGGCGGCGCGGCGGGCGUGGCGGCCCGCGCCCUGAGCGCUCGCGCCCUGCGGCACGAGGCGGAGCGCCACUUCGACGCGGACGAUCUGCGCGAGCUGGAGCGGGAUAUCCUUCAAGUGGGCACGAUGAUCUACGACCUGGAGAUGAAGGUCAACGUGCCCCGCUGGACGGUGCAAGCCCGGCAGGCGGCGGGCGCCGAGCUCCUGACCGGUGCCGGAGCCUCCUCGGCGGGUUUGGUGUCCGUGGAAGAGCGCACAGGGCCCUGCGACCCGAGCAAGGCCCUGGCUGCCACCGUGUUCGGCGCCGUGCUGCUGGCCGCCGUGGCCCUGGCGGUGUGCGUGGCGAAGCUGAGCUGACCGACACCCGAGAGCCUGCCGCCCAACUCCUUCCGGACCGCCGCCGCUCCUUCCCCAGAGAUGCUCCUCUCCCGGAGUGACGCUUCCCGCCGGGACUUGGGAUGGGAAUGGAAUCUGGCAUGUUUAAGGGGAGCGAUUCUAAAACCC
Molecule: messenger RNA, 1793 nt
Organism: Pipistrellus kuhlii (Kuhl's pipistrelle)
Lineage: Eukaryota; Metazoa; Chordata; Mammalia; Chiroptera; Vespertilionidae
Gene: RGS9BP
Product: regulator of G protein signaling 9 binding protein
Exons: 1
Coding region: 939-1646 (235 amino acids)
Biological process (GO): G protein-coupled receptor signaling pathway; detection of light stimulus involved in visual perception
Cellular component (GO): photoreceptor outer segment; neuron projection
Source: RefSeq, a predicted model, not a curated record